AUGGCUUCUGAUUUUAUCGACGAAGAAUCCGUUACAGAAGAUUACAACGACUUCGACAUUAUAAUAAUAGGAGCUGGUUUGGCUGGUCUCACUUGCGCGUACAAUAUUCUAAAGAGAAGUGCUGGGUUAGAAGUAUUAAUCAUCGAAGCAAAUAAAGAGGUUGGAGGACGGAUUCUAAAAGACUAUAGCGAUACUUUUCACGUCAAUUCCGUGCAAAAGCAUGUGACCAGCUUGAUAAAAGCAUUCCAUAUAAAGACUGAACGUGGACGUAAUAUCGAUGGGAAGGAAACGAUAUUGUACACGAAAUAUGGACCUUUGCAAAAUUUGCCUGGAUACAAUGGCGCAGAAGUUUACAAUUUCCUUCAAACGAUGGAAGAAAAUGCAUUGGAUCCAAAAUUUAGUAAUUAUACUUCUCACGAGAAAGCAGCACAGCUUGCAGAAACGAGCGUUGAACAGUUAUUGCGUAGAAUUAUUUAUCUUCCUUAUUCGCGUACAUUGUGUCGAGCAUUUAUUUGCAGCACGUGUGCUAUGAGAAAUCUAAAUAAUGUUUCGGCUCUAUGGAUGCUGGUUAUGUUGAACGGUGCUUCCGGUAUACUAAAUCGAUUGAAGAUUACGAUAGGCGAUAAUAAUCGAUAUUUCGUUCAAGGUGGUAUGACUAAAAUCGUGCAAGAAUUGUUUAAAAAUAUUUUGAAACAGGAUGGGAAAGUGAAAUUCGUAGAACGUGUUAACGAAAUCAAAUUUAACGACGAUAGAGCAUACGUGCGGACAGAAAAGAGCUACCUCAAAUGUGAAUUUGUAGUCGUAGCAGUGCCCCCGCCAAUGCAAAACCGUAUUGUCAUAAAAUCAUCGCCACAAGAAUCGUUGAAUCCACAGGGCCUGUACGCGGCAGGUGAAAACGUAUUUUUUAAACUUACUUACAAAAGACCACCGUGGAUCAACGAUUUCGCAGAAAAUAUUGUAACCCCAUGGGACACCAGUGCGAAUUUAAAUAUUAGUUACGAUGCAACGCAUGGAAAUACGGGGAUAUUUGUGCUCGCUGGAUUCCUUGGCGAACCUAAUGCAACACAGACCCAUAACAAAGGACUGUUUGAUAUACUAAAUGAAUGUUUUGGAACUACAGAAGCUCUAAGAUAUGUAAAAUAUAAAGAAUGGAAUUCCGUAACAUCGAACUUACAAACAAUAAGCAGUCCCAUGAGUGUAAUGAAGCCAACUACUGUAUUCGAUCAUAGCAACUACAUAGAUGAUCUUAAUGGUCAAAGUCGAGAAGAAAGUCAACAGCUCCUUUCAAGAUAUGCGCUAUCCAGUAUCUAG
Molecule: messenger RNA, 1311 nt
Organism: Colletes gigas
Lineage: Eukaryota; Metazoa; Arthropoda; Insecta; Hymenoptera; Colletidae
Product: amine oxidase [flavin-containing] A-like
Exons: 7
Coding region: 1-1311 (436 amino acids)
Molecular function (GO): oxidoreductase activity
Source: RefSeq, a predicted model, not a curated record